AUGAAUCCAUCGAAAUUUCUUGCGUCGACAAUCAAAAAUGGUGAGUUGAAACAAAUAUGGAAAUGUUUGCCUUUGAGCAUUUCUGAUGUGAGCAUCUGUUUCAUUACGUUUUUGAAAAAAAUUAUAUUUGUUUUGGAAAUGAUUGACAAAAAAUUAGUAGUUUUGUUUUAGAAUUAUUAAAUUUUACCAUUAUUCAAAAAAUGCAAAUAUGAAGUCAAAUGAACUUCCUUGGAUUGCUAUUUUCCACAGUUUCUGAUAAUCCAAAACACAUUUCAGUAAUUGGACAACAAAUCCGAUUCUCCGCUGGAAUGGCUGCUACUUUACCCCGAACAUCUGGUGUUUAUUCGACUGUUGGAAUGAACAAUGAAUCUCCAUCUUUGGUGAUUUUUGACAAGGACGGUACACUUUUAUGUUUUCAUACAAUGUGGAUCCCUUGGGCACAAUAUGCAUCACAGUCUAUUGAAAAUGCGACUGGAAUGAAAUUAUAUCAAGAUGUUGCAAAAGUGUUAGGUUUAUGUACAAUUGAAAACAAGGUGAAGCCUGGAUUGUUGGCUGAAGGAACUAUGGGUCAAAUAACCACAGAGAUUGCUGAUAUUUUGAUAAGAAAAGGAAUUCCAUCUUUUGAGGUAUAUCAUUUUCAAUUAUUUUAAAUGUUUAACUGUUAAAUGUUAAGGCAAGAAUGAUGGCUUCUGAUAGUUUAAAGUACUCAAAUGAAAUGACAAUAACUUCUCAACUUGUCAAAGAGAUUUAUGAUACGGUCGCAUUGUUCACAAGACUGAAACAACAUGGGACAAAGAUUGCAGUUUGCACAGCAGAUAACCGGUUUGUAAUAUCAUCUUCUUUCAUUUUCCAAGUCACAACCCAUAAUCUGUGAUUUAGAAAAAGCUCGAUGGAAGCAUUGAAACGAAUGAACGUUUUACAUCUUGUUGAUAUGGUUGUUUGUGGUGAUGAUAAGAAUUCAAGGCCAAAACCAGACGCUCAUAAUGCUUUGAGGAUUUGUGACCAUUUGAAUGUCCAUCCAUCGGUAAAUAUUCUUACCCUGACUUUUCAAAAUCAAUAAUACUCAUUUUUAGGAAGCCAUUAUGGUUGGUGACACUCGAGUUGAUAUCGAAAUGGCUCACGCUGCUCGACUUGGUUCGGCUGUCGGUGUUUUAUCUGGAGUUGGAUGCAAAGAUCAUCUUCAUCGCGCCGAUGUUCUUCUUAAUAAUAUUGGUGAUAUCAUUGAAGUUUUCUACGAAAAAUAG
Caenorhabditis angaria is the source of this 1244-nucleotide messenger RNA. Lineage: Eukaryota; Metazoa; Nematoda; Chromadorea; Rhabditida; Rhabditidae. The record is from the annotation of a GenBank genome assembly.